Molecule: messenger RNA, 312 nt
Organism: Symbiodinium necroappetens
Lineage: Eukaryota; Dinophyceae; Suessiales; Symbiodiniaceae
Source: the annotation of a GenBank genome assembly
AUGACUGUGCUGAGUCCAGGCGUUCACUUUGGGGACGCUGAGAGUGAGGACGAGGACUGGUGGGGAGGUUGGGAAGCAGAAGACGAAGGCGAGCUUGGCGAAUGGAAGUGGGCCAUGGUUGUCGUCAAAGAGGGCGAACACAAGAAGAAGACCGGGAUCGUCACGGCCAUCCAUGGCCACUGCCCGCGACACAAGCACCCCUUGGAGAAGAUGAAGGAAGAUGAUGACCCUUUCGAAGACGAGAAGCCAAAGGAGGAGGACAAGAAGCAAAAGAAGAAGAAAGGUCCUCGACUCGAGUGUGAGAUGUGCAAG